AUGUUCUUUGGAUCUUUUUUAAGCACGGCUGGCCAUCGCCGCAAAAUCAGUACCUCUUCAACGGCGACAUCGUGGAUCGUGGCGGACACGCUGUGGAGAUCCUGCUGUUGCUUUUCGCCAUCAAGCGAGAUUGCCCGGAGUCUCUGCAUAUUCUCCGGGGCAAUCACGAGGACACAAACUGCACCAUCCACUACGGCUUCAAGACGGAGCUGGAGUCGAAAUUCGCGGAGCACCUCUCCGCGGUUUGGAACGUUUGCACAACUACCGUUUUCCCCCUGCUGCCUAUUGCGGCAGAGACUUGGCUGGAAGGGAGAUUUGCUGCCCGGUUUACACACCAUCGAAGGAUAUAGGAUAUCCAAGCGCUGA
Molecule: messenger RNA, 366 nt
Organism: Effrenium voratum
Lineage: Eukaryota; Dinophyceae; Suessiales; Symbiodiniaceae
Source: the annotation of a GenBank genome assembly